AAGCCUGCACGCUUAAUAAUUUUACAUUUUACAUACAGUAUCUCAUAAAAUUCCAAGAAUCAUUAUUUCGCAUGAUCUUUGAUCAAUAAACUUUGUCCCAUUCAAAAAUAAAACCAAGCCUGCGCUUUUAUGAUUUAAGCACACGUACAUACAUAAACUAAUACGGUUAUAAAACAUAAUUUCCAUAAUUUCGUUCGUGUCAUCUUAAUAAAAAAAAUUAUCUCUAACAAUGGAAAGUCAUCCUCCUUCAAAUCAUCCCCCAUUCCAUCGGGUUCGUUUCUUAUUUUACCUUAUACGAUGACCAAGACUUGUUUUUGUGAUAUCAUUUUUAUUUUGGUUUUAUUUGUUGUCUGUAUACAGCAGCAGACUCGUGUUCUGAAACUGGAACCCAAAUGUUGUAACGAAUGUGCGAGGAAGGUGAAACGAGCCAUGCUAAACGUUGAAGCAAUGGUGGAUCUAUGAAUAGGAGUGCAUUCGAUAAAGGUUAAUGCAAACGAGGGGACGAUAGAAGUAAACAGUGAGGUCGACCCACAAGUGCUUAUCGCAAUGGCAGCUAAAGCCGGCAAACGAGCCGAGCUUUUGUGGGAACCUGAACCAGAGUCUCCUGAUGACAUUUCGACGGUAACACCUCCGCUCGCCAUGCCAUCAACUUGCCGACGUCAGGUCCAUAUCAGCAACUUUGACGGAUUUGAACAGACAGUACACCUACAGAACUUGGUUGAUAAGAACGCUCGUGGGAUCAAACACAUGGAUAUUAUCGACAAGAGGGUCAUCAGAAUAACGUUUAAGGAGUCACAUGAUGAUCCCAGUAGCGACCACUCACUGGACUCACCAUCUCCAAUCGCACCACCGUCCUCUGACCCUAAGAAUAGCAAUGGCGGUGGUGGAGAGGCCAGUGGUUCAGGUGCUUGUGGUAAUGUUGGGGCUCCUGCUACUGCUGCUGAACCAACCCCCAAGAUCAACGAUGCUCCUUGUAACGGUAAAGCAGCAGAACCUCCGCUUGCUAGUGUGAAUUGCAGCAGCAGAGGGAAUAGUUGUCGUUUGAUGUAAAGUA
This is a messenger RNA of Arabidopsis lyrata subsp. lyrata, 1054 nucleotides long. RefSeq lists its product as uncharacterized. The transcript is spliced from 2 exons. NCBI's taxonomy places the organism in Eukaryota, Viridiplantae, Streptophyta, Magnoliopsida, Brassicales, Brassicaceae. The record is from RefSeq and is a predicted model, not a curated record. Bases 547 to 1050 code for a protein of 167 amino acids.